AUGCAGGUUGAAACCGCCAACGACCCCAGCACGGCCGCCUUCAGUCGGGCCGUCGACCGGCUGGUGAACCUCUCGAUCGACAACUAUUACAACCCCUACCGGCAGUUCGACUGGGUCGACAGCAUCGGCGACGACGCGUGGUGGAUGUCGCCCAGCCUGAUGACGAUCCACGGCACCGAGCUGGAGACCGAGCUGUCGGAGGCCCAGCGCAAACUGCUGUCGAAGUGGGAGAGCAUCAACUUCUACAGCCUCAACGUCCACGGCAUCCGCGAGUUGAUGAACGCGGUGAUCGACCGCAUCCACACGCCGGGCUACGAGGUGCCGAGCGAGUUCUUCCACCAUUUCGUCGGUGAGGAGAACGAGCACAUGUGGUUCUUCGCCCACUUCUGCCUGAAGUACGGCGGCAAGCUCUAUCCCGACCGCCAGGUCAAGUUCGACAGCCAGCUCGAUCCGGAGGUGGAAACCUUCCUGGUCUUCGCGCGCAUCACGAUCUUCGAGGAGAUCGUCGACUACUUCAAUGCGCGCAUGGGCAAGGACCGCAGCCUCGCCGAGACGAUCCAGCAGAUCAACGAGAUGCACCAUGUCGACGAGAGCCGGCACAUCGCCUUCGGGCGCAAGCUGCUGACUCUGCUCUACGACCGGCUGCGCGCCAGCCGUUCGCCCGAGGAGCUGCGCGAGAUCGAGGCCUACCUGCGCCGCUACAUGGUCGCCAGCAUGCGGCAGUUCUACUCGGUCGAGGUCUAUCGCGACGCCGGGCUCGACCAGCCCUUCAAGCUGCGCCAGCGGCUUCUCGCCGACCCACGGCGCGCCGAACUCGACGAGCUGGCCCUGAAGCGCACGACCGGCUUCCUGGCCCAGACCAUGACCGAUGCCGCCCUGGCAGCGCAGACCGACCAGCAGCUCGACGCCGUGCUCGAGUGGCUGCACGCCAAGAAUCCCGACGCCGGCGAGAUCGGGAUGCAGGUCGACCUGAUCGAAAACCGCCUGGUCGACAGCCUGGACUUCAUGGAGUUCGUGCUGCUGCUCGAGGAGAUCAGCGGCCGCGAGAACCUGAUCGACCAGCUCUCGGUCGAUCACUUCCGCACCCUCGCCUCGAUCCGUGAGCAGCAAAACGAGAGGAAACGCGAGAUGACCACUGAUCCCACGGCGCGCGCCGCCGCGCCGCACGACCACGGCUACUGGGCCGCACCCGACGGCCUCGCCACCCUUGGCCCGGAGCUGGUCGAGGUGCGCGACCUGCUGGAGACCCGCAUCCGCGACUGGGCCGCCGAGAUCGGCGGGGCCGAGAUGGUCUAUCCGCCGCUGCUGCGGGUCGCCGAUCUGGAGAAGAUCGACUACUUCGCCAACUUCCCCCACCUGGGCAUGAUCGUCAGCCACAUCGGCGAGGAGCAUCUGGAGCGGGUGGCCGAAGGCGCCGGCCACCACGACUGCAUCCACGCCGCGCAACUGGCCGAUGCCGGCCUCGUCCUGCCCUCGGCCGCCUGCUACGGCGUCUACUUCCACCUGCAGGACCGGGUCCUCUCGCGCAGCCAGUACAUCACCACGGUGGUGCGUUGCUUCCGCAAGGAGGCGGCCUACGACCGCCUGCGCCGCCUGCUCGGCUUUUCCAUGCGCGAGAUCGUCUGCGUCGGCACCCGCGAGGACGUGCUGGCCCACCUCAAGACCUUCCGCGAGAAGAUCGCCGACUACGCGGGGCGGAUCGGCCUGCCUCUGAAGAUCGAGGCGGCGAGCGACCCCUUCUUCUCCAAGGACGCCGCCCGCACCGCCAUGCAGCAGCUCUUCCCGGUCAAGGAGGAGUUCGUCUUCGACGGCGACCUGGCGAUCGCCUCGGUCAACUUCCAUCGCAACUUCUUCGGCGAGCGCUGCAACAUCAAGCUGACCGACGGCAGCCCGGUGUUCACCGGCUGCGUCGCCUUCGGUCUGGAGCGCUGGCUGCAGGCCCUCGUCGAGCACUACGAGGGCGACUUCGCCGACAUCCGCGCCGCCCUGGCGGCCGGCAUGGGCGGCGUCGCCGGGCCGCCGCUGGUCGCCGCCGUGGCCAAUGCCGGAGCGGCCGGCAUCGUCGGCCUCUACAAGCACAAGCCCGAGGAAAUCCGCGCGCUGAUCGCGCAGACGCGGCAGCGCACCGAACGGGUCUUCGGCAUCAACCUGGUGCCCGAAGUGGUCGACGAGGCGGUGCUGGCCGAGCAGGUCAAGGCGGUGCUGGCCGAACCGAGCUGCCGCCCCUUCAUCACCUUCUUCGGCCUCGCCCCCUCGGCGGUCUGCGAUCUCGCGCGCGCCGCCGGCCGGCCGCUGCUGGUCCAGGUCGGCAGCCUGGAGGAGGCCCGCACCGCCGUCGCGCGCGGCGCCCAGGCGCUGAUCCUGCAGGGCCACGGGGCCGGCGGCCAUCACCUCGGCACCGCUUCCACCCAGGCGCUGCUCGCCGCGGUGCGGGCCGACGACCUCGGCGUGCCGCUGGUGGUGGCCGGCGGGAUCGGCUCCGGCGCGGAGUUCGUGCGCUACCGGCGACAGGGCGCGGCCGGCGCGCUCUGCGGCACACUGUUCAUCUGCGCCCGGGAAAGCUGGGCGCACCCCGCCUUCAAGCAGCGGGUGAUCGCGGCCGAGCCGCGCGACACGAUGAUCAGCUCGCUGUUCGAGAUCGGCUGGCCGGGCCGGCCGCACCGGGUCCUGCACAACCGCCUGACCCGCGCGGAGGCGCCGUUGCCGCGCAGCUUCAUCGGCCGCACCGAGUACUUCGGCCGCCCCUACCCGGUGCCGCGCUACAGCGCCGCCGUGCCUACCGUCUUCACGCAGGGCAAGGUCGAGGAGAUGGCGAUGUACUGCGGCACCUCCUGCCGCGACAUCGAACGCGAGGCCGGCGCGGCCGAGAUCGUCGCGGCCUUCGCCAAGGCGACCCUGACGGCCGAGGGAGGACGCCCCGUGGACCUUCAGUUCCUGCAGCUCACCAACUCCGCCUUCAAGUACUGGGAGUGCCAGCCGCUGUUCACCCUGGCGGCCACCGACGUCUUCGACCUGCUCGCCGAGGGGCCGAGGACGGCCGAGGAGAUCGUCGCCGCGCGCGGGCUCGACCCGGUCGUCGGCCGCGGCCUGCUGGACGCCGGGGUCGCGCUGAAGCUGCUGACCAAGGAGGGCGAGCGCUACGCCAACUCGCCCUCGGCCACGCGCUUCCUGACCCGCGGCAGCCCCGACUGCCUGUUGCACUGGGUGCGCGUCAUGGGCCGCUGGGCGGCGCCCUGGGCCCGGUUGACGGAGGUGGCGCGCAGCGGCCGCAACGCCGAAUCCCAGGGCCUGCGCCUGGGUCAGGAUCCGGCGUACAUGCGCGACUUCAUCCUGGGCAUGCACGAGUACGCCAGCUUCUCGGCCGAUCAGCUUGCCGACCACGUCGACCUCGCCGGGGCCGAGCGGCUGAUCGACGUCGGCGGCGGCGCCGGCACCUACGCCCUCGCCCUGCUGCGCGCCUACCCGGAGCUGCGGGCCGAGGUGCUGGAUCUGGAGCCGGUGCUGGCGAUCACCCGCGAGGUGGCCGAGGCCGCCGGCCUGUCGCAGCGCAUGAGCACGGCGGCGGUGGACUACAUGAGCGAUCCCUUCGGCCCCGACGGCGCGGCCGAUGCCGUGCUGCUGUCCAACGUGCUGCACCAGGAGGCGCCGGAGGUCUGCCACUCCAUGCUCGCCCGCGCGCUGGCCGCGGUGAAGCCGGGUGGCCAGGUCGUGAUCCAGGGACACUUCCUCAACGACGACCGCAUCUCCCCGACCUUCACCACAUUGCACAACCUCUCCGCGUUCAUCCUCUGGGAGGGCGGCCAGAGCUACACCGCCGCCGAGAUGAUCGAGAUCGCCGGCGGGGCGGGCCUGGCCGAGCUGAGCUGCGAGGCGGUCGGCAAGACGGGCCUGUCGGUC
Molecule: messenger RNA, 3897 nt
Organism: Symbiodinium necroappetens
Lineage: Eukaryota; Dinophyceae; Suessiales; Symbiodiniaceae
Source: the annotation of a GenBank genome assembly